Plasmodium inui San Antonio 1 is the source of this 2616-nucleotide messenger RNA. RefSeq lists its product as hypothetical. NCBI's taxonomy places the organism in Eukaryota, Apicomplexa, Aconoidasida, Haemosporida, Plasmodiidae. Bases 1 to 2616 code for a protein of 871 amino acids. The record is from RefSeq and is a predicted model, not a curated record. The transcript has 6 exons.
AUGCUAGGGAGAGAAUAUUUCAGCGGAUUUGUGAACAAAAAAUUAAAGAAUCUUUUACAAUGUAACCUGGUAGCGUAUUACAACCUCAGAGACAAUGGACCCGAUCCGAAUUCCUUCCUCGACUUUGUCGGGGAGCCGGAUCAAUUCUACUGGUUCAUAGAGCAUUACCUGUCGGUGCCAUUCAGUAUCCCGAAGAAUUUGAAAAAGAAAGAGGGUAACAACUUUCGGUCAUGCCUGAACAGAUCGUGGGUAUCGGAGUUCUUAAGGAAAUAUGAAGAGCCAGAUAUAAAAGAAUUGAUGAAAUUUUUAGAUAAGGAACAGAAGGUGUAUUUUUCAUACACGUUUGAAAAUGUAGAACCCGUUGCAAAGUACACAUCCUUUGCUCUAAAGGAAUUUCACAAGUACUGCAUCUUGCCACCCCUGAUAGAAACAGACAUUAAGCAGAAGGAUAAGGAAGGGCUGCUCUCAUUUCAGUUGAACCAAGAGGAAUAUAAAAUAUAUUUAAGUUCCGUCGGAACACCAAUAUCUGCUUUAAAAAAUUUAUAUGUAAGUAUGGAAGAAGGAGAGAGAAAAAACAUCUUGAAAGAUAUCGUGGAAAGUGGAGGGCCAGCUAAUGUGUUUGUUAACUGUCCAGUUUACAAUUUAAAAUUGCAUUACAAUAAAGAAUGUGGUUCUCAACCGAAUGUUUUAAAAUGUCUUGAUAAUUACAUAAAAAGAUUAUGUGAAAGAAGAAUAUCAAAUAAGGAAAAAGGUACAUUCUGUGAUGAUUUAUUGUUCCUUUUUGAUGCUUUAAAAGAACCCUAUGUUGCAAAUUUUAAGAAAUUUCUAACCAGAGAUGACGUACAUUUAGUAAAACCACAAUCCGUUUGGAGAGUUCCUGUCUUUACUACAUACAAGCCUAGAGAUAUAAUGAAUCCCAAGAAUAAAAUUCCUGUUGAUAUUUUUAAAGUAUUGAACACCAAGAACAAAUUGUUUUUAUCUUUCUUUGAUAAAAUACCCAAGAGUCCUCACUACAUGGAGGAGUCUCAUCCGCUCAUCAAUCUGAGUACCUUCGCCUCCAGCAUUUUUGACAAGCUUCAUAGAUUCUUUUACGCUUUCAAGAAAAAGAAAAAUAAAAUAAGUCCCGUUUCAGUCAAGGAAUUAAGCCACAACAUCACCGAUUUUAGCUUUAAACAUGACACAAGUUUCAUCGAGUGCAAAAAGGUGAAGAAGAGUUUGAACCUGGACCUGGAAGUCGAAGUUGCAAAGGCAGUGGCUGUAGAAAAAAUUUGCAAAAUCAUUGAAAAUAUCGUCCUGACCAAAGGGAAAAGGGAAAAAAGAAAAAGAGGAGAACCAAUGGAUGUACAUAGAGGAUUUCGUAUGCAAUGCAUUUUAAUAGGAACUCAUGUAGAGGCAUUGAACAUUGUAAGGCAACUUUUAAACCUGGAAAGCAUGCUAUCGUUAACAAGAUAUACCUCUUUAUAUUUACACAAAUUUUUUAAAAGUGUAACUGGCCUGAAAGGAAACUUCUUAUAUGAAAAUCCAGAUGCAUUAAAAUAUGCUCGUGUAUGUGGUAAAGCCGUUUUGCAUAUACCGGCAGUUCUGUACAGACGGAACAUAUACAUAGCGGAGACAUUUUUAUCAUUAUAUUUGGGGAUUUCCAAUUUAGUUUCUUCCAAUCCAAGUAGUCCCUUUUUUGAAUAUGCGAUCAUUGAAUUUUUAGUUUCUUACUUCAAUAAAGGUUCCGAGAAGUUCCUUCUUUACCUAUUUUCCAUCGUUUCGGUUCUGUACAUUAACGUCUACUACUAUGAGCAGUUGUAUUGCCACCACAGAGAGCAAUUUGAGCUUUUAAGAUCCAAGAUGAUUCACCCAAAUAUCGCAGAUCGCAUUUUAAACAAUAUUAAAUCUUUGAUGAAGAACCCCAGGUACAUGGACAUGCGUUCCUUUUACAUGAAGUUUGAGAAUGAAGAUAUAUUUGACAAGAGGAAAGUUUUCGAGGUGCUGUACGCAUUAGACGAAUUCUUAAACAACUCAGACGCUCAGCAGAAGGCGAAAAUGCAGGAUAUAUCAGACGAGUCAGUUGAUUUAGACACCACAAAUGAUGGAAUUGGGUUGAGAAAAGAAGAUGUCUUUUUCGAGUCCGAACAAGGUUCCACGGAGUCUCUCGAAGACGACAUGGAGGAGGGUCUUGAAGGAGUUGAUAGAGACCAACAGAAGAAGGCAGCUGAGUAUUUAAAAAUGGUGCCAGAUGAGGACAAAGCUAAUCUGACUGACAGGAAUAAGGAGUUAGAAUUAGAUUUAUAUAAAUAUAUAGGAACUCUGGACCAGACUAGAGAAGGAGUGGGAACUAUUUCUUCCCAUUCCCCCGCCACUGCUGCUGGGAUGGAAAUUACUUCAGGCGGAGGCAGAGCUCUUAGACCGGGGUCCAAAGGCAUGAAUGAAAGAAUGGGACAAACGGGAAAAGACCUUAACAGGAUGAAAGGAAAGGAUGUUUCGAAACUCAGAAAAGGAGUCGAUUUCUACGAAUCAUCUACUUCUCUUAACCAAAUAUCUUCUGGUGAAUCUUCCUCUCAGCAAGAAGGACCUAGUAAAAGUUUGCCGAUAGAGACAGAGGAGCCCUCCUCGUCCGGAAUGUGA